Messenger RNA from Phymastichus coffea, 1354 nucleotides. RefSeq names its product transmembrane reductase CYB561D2-like. The record is from RefSeq and is a predicted model, not a curated record. NCBI's taxonomy places the organism in Eukaryota, Metazoa, Arthropoda, Insecta, Hymenoptera, Eulophidae. Gene Ontology annotation, molecular function: transmembrane monodehydroascorbate reductase activity. The transcript is spliced from 3 exons. Bases 623 to 1354 code for a protein of 243 amino acids.
GUGUAAUGCUUCGACGGCACGACACACGACACCUUCCAUUCAUGGAUUUUACGAUGUGCCACAACUCUAAAGCAUAUGUAACGAAAAAAGGAAGUCGUUAAACUAAAUCUAUCAAAACUACGCCUUUUUUUCUACGCGCGAACUCGCCUUGAUCCAAAUCAUUCCGAACAAUUAAACAUAGCUAUUUUUUCUCCUCUUUCCGUCGGUUAACAAACCGCAGACGCCUAAGAAGAAGAAGAAGAAGAAGAAGAAGAAGAAGAAGAAGAAGAAGAAGAAGAAGAAGAAGAAGAAGAAGAAGAAGAAGAAGAAGAAGAAGAAGAAGAAGAAGAAGAAGACGAAUUAGAAGAAGCAGCGUGCGAUGUGUAUGGGGGAUCUCUUGUGUUGAGGCUCACACGAGUUGGUGGGAGAAGAAAACGAGCGGCCGAGCGAGUUGAGGCAUCAAGGCCGACAGUCGCCGCGCGGAUUCCAAACGAAACACCUGCUUACAAGCCAACGGUUUUCAUUCAGGCAGGGGUUUUUAAACUUUCGCGCCUUCAUGCUCUAGCGGCUGACUGAUUUGUCGAGGCGACGUAUAACUUUGAUAAGAGAUACACAAAACGAACAGAUAAUACCGGAUAAGAGAAUGAAGAGCGAGGAGCAGCAGCAACAGCACGGUGACAGGGGACUGUCCAGUACUGUUGCGUUUGUUUUCAGCAUGCUUACCCACAUUUUGUUGCUAGUUUCGGUGCUCUACAUCGUUGGACUUGGCUUUCAAAAUUAUCAACUUUUCUCUUGGCAUCCAAUAUGCAUGGCUCUUAGCGCCGGCUUUCUGCUUAUCGAAGGAGUCUACGCAAUCUCGGGUGAGGCAUUUGUCUCAAAGAAACUCACUCGUAAGAAUCGUAUAACCUUGCACUGGAUUCUCCAUCUAGUUGGUUUGAUUCUGAUGACAAUUGGUUUGGUGAUAACCAUCGUCAAUAAGAACAAGCUUGGCAAGGAUCAUUUCGUCACGACUCACGCUCAACUGGGACUGGCAGUCUUCGUCAUCGUUUGGGUCAUUGCCGCUUUUGGGAUUCUCGCUAAUAACGCUCAGUGGUUCUAUCCGACAGUUCGACCUGUACUUCUCAAAGUCGUGCACUCGUGCGCUGGUAUUUGUAUGGUGAUUCUGCUACUUGCGACUGUCAUCAAUGGUACUUAUACCAAGUGGUGGGGAAAGAGUGGUGGCACUGAAACCAGCAAGGGUCUUGUCUUCGCGGCCUUAUUUAUCGCGGGUGUUUUAGUGAUUGUUAAACCGAUAAUUGGAGCUAUUGCCAGGACGAGGGUUCUCAUGCGACCUCCACCGUCAGCGCAGUCUAGUAGUAAUGUUGCCGCGAGUUAG